AUGAUAGUGAAGAUCGGCUAUAACAAGCUCUACGUGGAUGGUGUCUUGUGGACCUGGGACUACACCGUGGAUGGCUUGGUCCAGAGAUCUGCUGCCUCUUCUCCUAAGAAUUCCAAAUCGCAGCCUAGAACAAAACCAACCCAGGAAAAAAACUCAACUUCCCUCAGCACCAUCAAUGUUACGUUCUGGAACUCUAACGAUAUUACCAUCUUGGGAGGUGAUGUCAAUGCCACAGUUGCGGCCUUCGAUGAUGAUCUCCCAACUGAGGUCGUUCAGAGGUCCAAAUUGGGAGAACAAAGAGAGUAUUUGGUCCGGAAGACUGAUGUGAGAGGUGAGCUGGUGAUGAACUUCAUGAUUGAGAAUGGAUUUACCUUAGUGAAUGGAAGAACGCUCUCUGACUCUCCUGCCAGAUUCUCCAGUUCUAGAGCACUCACUACCUAUGAUUUGAUCUGGGUAAAUACGACCAGUGCCGGUUCAAUUGAGGAUUUGAAGAUCUCGUCGAAUCUCCUAGGAUCUAACCAUCUACCACUGCAUUUAAUGCUCUCGCUACAGAAUGUACUAUCGUCUGGUUCAUCUGAUAGGCCUCUUCCGGCGUCACUGAAUAGAUACUCUAGGCCGGCUGCAUCAACCCAGAAAAUUCUCAAAUGGGAUCCGAAGAAAUGGAGUGAGUACACUCUACAUCUCACCUGCUCACGUCGAAUCCUAGAGGCUAAUCUAGCUCACGACGCAAACGAACUGAACGAACUGAUAACCUGGGCGCUUAAAGAGGCGACCUCUCUGUCCAGGAUGAAAGCAAAAGCACUGUAUAGAAAGAUUUAUAAUCCUGAGUACAAUCAGGAGAGGGCACGGGCGUUUGACGAGAAUAAUAAAGAAUAUAAAAAUUGGAUUCUGGCGAGGAAAGGAGAAUACAAAAAUGCUGUCAUCGAGAAAUUUGCCAAUGUUAAAUCCCAAACGAUCUUCUGGAAAAAUUACUGUGAAGCUAAAGACUGGAUACCUGGUCUCGAGACCAUCUCGCUGGCUGAGUGGAAUGAUUUCAUCCGCCGUACCUAUUCUGCUAGGGAAAUUAAACAAUUGGAGCUCGCCGAUACCUCAAAUGAAGAGUUGGACUAUCAGAUCUUGACUGAAGAGCUGAAAUAUAGCAUCAACUCUAUGAAGGCUGGUAAAGCACCAGGGGAGGACUCAAUUUCCUCCAGUUUUUACAAAUUUCUCUCUCCAGAGAUAGUUUUGAGAAUGAUCUUCAAGAAGGGAGAGCAGCGAGAUACUCUCAACUAUAGGGGAAUCACUCUUAUCAACAACAUCACGAAGCUCUUCACCAGCAUCAUCAACACCAGACUUUACAACUGGGCUGAGAGGCUCCACAUCAUUUCUGAAGAGCAAGCAGUCUUCAGGCGACACAGGGGUGCCCUGGAUAAUUUGUUCUCCCUACAAGUCACCAUCCAGAAUAGACUGAGGCUUCCAGGCGGUAAAGUGUAUGCCUUAUUCGUGGACUAUCGCAGGGCUUUUGAUGCAGUCCCACAAUUCCAGCUCUGGAGCAAGCUUCUCGACAUGGAUGUUAGCCCCAGGCUGAUCAAGGUAAUCAAGAACCUCUACGACCACUCCACAAUGCAUAUCAGGAUACCAGAGGGCUGUACCGAGGACGUUGACGUGAGUGAGAGGGUGCUGCAGGGAGAAAAACUCAGCCCCCUUCUGUUCAACUUGUAUUUAUCGGACUUUGUAUCCUUCUUUCAAGCCAGGGGUCCCAGAGGUGUUGAUAUUGACGAUGGGAACGAUGUAAUUCUCUUCUUAUAUGCUGACGAUUUAAUAGUCCUGGCCAACAACUCUGUGGAACUCAAAAGAAGAGCGAAAAUCCUUGAAGAGUACUGCACGACCAUCGGGCUUACCAUCAACAUCAGCAAAACGAAGGUACUAGUAUUCAGAAGAGGGGGAGCUCUGCCUGCCAGAAACCACCAGUUCAAACUUUAUGGUAGCGUCGUAGAGAUUGUCAGCUCCUAUGUCUACCUCGGCAUUAAGCUCAGCUUUUCUAGUCUGGGCGGCGGCGCUACCAAAGUGGCCAUUGCUAAAGCGGGUGCUGCCUCUGCUUUAGUAAUCAGGAUCAUCUCAAAAAUCAACGCGGCUCCUGGGAGGGUAUCAGUAAGCUCUACGUCAGUAUCGUCCAAUCGAUCCGCGGGUAUGCCGCCUGUAUAUGGGCCCUGA
Molecule: messenger RNA, 2193 nt
Organism: Diachasma alloeum
Lineage: Eukaryota; Metazoa; Arthropoda; Insecta; Hymenoptera; Braconidae
Exons: 4
Coding region: 1-2193 (730 amino acids)
Source: RefSeq, a predicted model, not a curated record